AGAGGGAGGAGGAGGAGGAUGAUGAUGAUGAUGGCGGAGCUGGCGCACGGACAGGGACAGGCCUCGGUAACAGCAGCGCCUCAGCCCAGCAUGAAGACAGACGGUUACGUGGACGUUUUGCACCGGGCGAGACAGAUUGCUGUUAAGAUGGCAGGAGAUCAGAUGACCCAUAUGAACCAUUCUUCUCCCGUUGUCGACCCAUCACUCUACGGAUAUGGAGGGCAGAAACGCUCCAUAGACGACGGAGUUGGGAGCCAGCUCAGUGCAAUGGUACAUUCAAGGGCUAUAAUAACAGAAGACUUCAAAGUGCCUGAUAAGAUGGUGGGCUUCAUAAUUGGACGAGGUGGUGAACAGAUUACUAGAAUCCAGUUGGAAUCAGGCUGCAAGAUCCAGAUUGCUUCCGACAGUGGAGGUAUGAUUGACCGGCCUUGCACCUUGACUGGGAGCCCAGAGAGCAUUGAGCAGGCGAAGAGACUGCUCAGUCAGAUUGUAGAGAGAUGUCGGAACGGGCCGGGCUUUCACAGCGACAUGGACAGCAACAGCACCAUCCAGGAGGUCCUGAUUCCUGCCAGCAAAGUAGGUCUGGUCAUCGGGAAAGGAGGAGAAACCAUCAAACAACUUCAGGAGAGAACAGGGGUAAAGAUGAUCAUGAUUCAGGACGGUCCCAUGCCCACUGGAGCUGACAAGCCCCUGAGAAUCACCGGUGAUCCCUAUAAAGUGCAGCAAGCACGGGAGCUUGUAGCAGAGAUUAUCCGGGAUAAGGACCAGGGAGACUUCAGGGCCGGCCGGGGAGACUUCGGCUCUAGACUGGGAGGAAGCAGCCUGGAAGUGGCAGUGCCGAGGUUCGCUGUCGGCAUCGUCAUCGGCAGGAAUGGAGAGAUGAUCAAGAAGAUCCAGAAUGACGCCGGUGUGAGGAUCCAGUUUAAACAAGAUGAUAACCUCAGCCCUGAGCGCAUUGCUCAGGUGAUGGGUCAGCCCGAGCGAUGUCAGCAUGCAGUUCACCUCAUCAACGAGCUAGUCCAAACAGCACAGGAGCGUGAUGGAUUUGGUGGUGCGUUGGGGGCUCGUGGCCGGGGUCGAAGCCGUUCUGACUGGAACAUGGGGGCUCCUGGAGGACUACAGGAAGUGACCUACACAAUACCAGCAGACAAGUGUGGCCUUGUGAUUGGAAAAGGUGGAGAGACCAUUAAGAACAUCAACCAGCAGUCUGGAGCUCACGUCGAGUUGCAGAGAAACCCUCCUCCUAACACCGACCCCAAUGUGCGGGUUUUCUCCAUCAGAGGCACCCCGCAGCAGAUGGAGAUGGCCAGGCAGCUGAUUGAUGACAAGAUUGGGGCCUCUGGAAUUGGGGGUGGCAGCAGCUUCAACCUCAGUCCUUUUACCCAAGCACCAGCCAACCCACACCAGAAUGGACCGCAGACUUUCAUGACCGGAGGUUGGGGUGCUACAUACCAGACAUGGCAGCCUCAGGGCCAGCAGGACCCCAGUCACAAUGGAUCACAGGCAGGGCAGAUGGAUCUUUCCAAAGCAUGGGAGCAGUAUUAUAAGAAGCUAGAUCAGGGUGCAGGUCCUGGCUCUCAGCAGAGCUCCACUCCGGACUACAGUGCUGCCUGGAUGGAAUAUUACAGACAGCAGGGGGCUUAUUAUGGCCAGGGGCAGCAGCACUCGCAGGGUCCAGGCCUUCAGGAUCAUUAGAGCGGAAACAUUUUAGUUGAAGAUUUUUGAAUGAUGGAGAAGAUAAAACAAACCUUUUGUAACAGGUUUCUAGAUUUGCAACGCCUUGAAGACUUUUACUUUGUUUUUUUCUUAGUGAGAAACACUAGCUGUAGAAUGACUUAUACGAUUAAAAGUGAGAACUAUUUCUAAAUCAGGAAGGUAAAAAUUGUUACUAAAUACUUGUGUACACCAUUAUUUGAAAGAACAAUUUCCGGGAUCCUUUUUGGACAACAGAAGCUGUUUUUGUUUUUCUCUGUUCUUACUUUUUAAUUCAAGUGAAACGGCCAAAACGAACCCCGGAAUUGUGACACUUCACCAAUUGCAAUAUAAUCUAUUUUUUUCUAGUUCUGUUGCAAUAAAUCGUAAUAACCGGGCUUAGCAGUCUUGACAACAUUAUCGUUUUGUUCUCGUCAUAAAAUAAAAUGUUUUAAGAAUGUGUAAAAUGCUUCUUUUUUUUUUUUUUUCCUUUUUCUUUUUACAUAAAGCAAUUUUAAUUCAGUGUGAUAAACUGUGAUAUUUUGUUACAGGAAACAAUGUGCUCUUUUGUUACAUGAUGAUGAUGUUGGCAAAUAGCAGUCAAUUCCUAAUUUAAUUCCUCUUGUGUUUUUUGUAUUCUGUUUUUCAUUUUGUUUGUCAUUUUAUUGUACUCUGGUUUAAAAAGGUGCAAUAUCUUAUUUCAUAUUUGAAACAAAGAUGGAUUUCUCUAAUAUUUUGACAGAUGUUUAAUGUGUAGCUCUUAGAUUUAUUUUUUUAGGCAUAUGGAAAUUUUUUAUAACCUUGAUCUGAUAUUGGGGGGGUCUUUGCAUUUUGUGAGUUUAUUGCCUUUUGCUAUCGUGUAAAACUAUGUAUGUACACUCAGAUGCUUGACUAAAUACUUUAUUUAAAUAUAUAUAUAUAAUUAAAUCAAAGUUUUCUUUUUCUUCAUGGACUCAUGUUGCAGGAAAACUGUCCCUCUCUUCUGUUGUUUUCAUACUGAAAUUGUCUCAAAGAUUGUGAAUGUGUAAUAAUUUGAAAUUUGAUGUUGCAUCUUUAUGUUUAUGGACAAAAAAUGAGAGCUGAUGGGUUUUUUAUGUAUGUUCUGUACUUAACCGAUCCAAGACUGCUAAGCCCCCCAGAUACUAUCCGUGUAUUAAUUGUAGUUUUUUUUAUAUUCUAAGUAUUAAGAUCAAAAUUGUCUUAUUUGGUACCAACUGGCUCCCUGAUGCCCCCACCAGUACACACUGUGGACUCGUGUUCAGUCCAAUUGCUAAUGACGUUUUAAGUAAUUAUUUUUUUUCUUUCUGCUUUGUGUGAUCUAAUAUAUGUAUGGAUGAUUAGUUACAAAUCGAAUCUAGUAUUAACUUCAUCGCGUAAUGAAAAGGGAUAUUAUAAUUUCAGAUGUUUAAUUUUAGUGUUUUUUUCCUCUUUUCCCUCAUGUACAGGUAACCAUGUAUUAAAAACAUCAAAAGACUA
Molecule: messenger RNA, 3168 nt
Organism: Trichomycterus rosablanca
Lineage: Eukaryota; Metazoa; Chordata; Actinopteri; Siluriformes; Trichomycteridae
Gene: fubp3
Product: far upstream element (FUSE) binding protein 3
Exons: 18
Coding region: 19-1695 (558 amino acids)
Biological process (GO): regulation of DNA-templated transcription
Cellular component (GO): nucleus; cytoplasm
Molecular function (GO): mRNA binding
Source: RefSeq, a predicted model, not a curated record